CCCCCCCCCCCCAGCUCAGCGAGAUGGGCCCCUUAAAAUCAAGUCGGUGGGGGUCUCCCUGGAGGGUGUUGCAUGCUGUCCUGUUUUUAUCCCUAUGCUUCGCAUUGGCCACUUCUGGCGCAGUCCAAGCGCUACGGUUUAGAGCGGAUGGCACAUUCAAAAUUCUGCAGAUUGCAGAUAUGCAUUACGAGAACGGUGAGCAGACCCCUUGCAGUGACAUACCGGAAAGUUGGGAGGCCACGUGCUCGGACCUCAACACGACAUCUUUUGUUCAGAGGCUGAUUGCUUCAGAGGACCCAGAUCUUAUUGUUUUCUCAGGAGACAAUAUCAUGAGUGGUUCACUCGAUGCUGUUGCUUCCAUGAAUGCAGCAUUUGCGCCAGCGAUCGAUGCGGGGAAGCCGUGGGCGGCCGUGCUCGGCAAUCACGACCAGGAGGCGGAUCUGGACAGGCUGGGCGUGAUCGCCUAUGCAAGUGGGCUCCCAAUGACCUUGACGAAGCUCAAUCCGGGCUGCCACGUGGCCAGCGAUUGUAAGCCUGUGAAAGGCAACUUCAGCAUCAAUGGACGGCAAGUGAGUCAAGACUUCCGUCAGUGUGUCUCCGAUGGGCCUAGCGAAGACCUGCCUGUCGCUUUUCGGUGCGGGGUGGGCGCAAGCAAAGGCCCUGCCGCCGCUGCCGGCGCCGCCGAACAACAAGUGGGAGGAGUUUCGCCCGGUCUGCUGCCUGUUGUGGAGGGGUGGGGGAAUUACCAUUUGGUGGUAAAUGGCCCUCUUGGCUCUAAGUCGGAAAGCCGCGUAGCGGCGGUUCUAUACCUCCUUGAUUCUGGUGACUAUACAAAAUUGCCGGACAUAGGGAAGUACGAUUGGAUUCGCCCGGGGCAGCAGCUAUGGAUGAAGAGUGUGGCGGCGCAACUCAUGGCAUUGGUGGUGGAUGGUGAAGACGCGCCUAUCGGACUGGCUUACUUCCACAUCCCAGUUCCAGAAUUUGAGCGGGCAUGGGAAUCAUCAGCUAAGACAGGGGUGAAGCAGGAGGUGGUUUCCUCUGCAGUCGUGAACUCAGGAUUUUUCACUGCUAUGCUGGAGACACAGCACAUUAAGGCCAGCUUUGUCGGCCACGACCAUAUCAACGACUAUUGCGGAUCGUUUCGAGGGAUGAAGCUGUGUUAUGCCGGGGGUACCGGAUAUCAUGCGUAUGGCAAAGUGGGGUGGCCACGGCGAGCGCGGGUGGUCCUGCUGCGGAUGGGAGAAGGGGUGGUGGGCUCUGAGCGCAACAGUCAGGUUGAGGAGAUAUGGUCGUGGAAGCGUCUUGAUGAUGGUGUCGGGCACGACGGGAUGAGCGACAUUGACCGGGAGCUGCUUUGGGGCAAGGGCGUGGACGUUGAAGGAUCAGGUACAAGUGCCGAAAGUGGACCAGGUACGGAGCAGGAUGAACUUGACAUGCCGGGAUAUGAUAAUGCAGGGGACAUGCCGGAUGGCCCGAACGAAGAGAUGCACGCGGUAGGAAGCCUGGGAAGUUGAGGAAACAGGGUGAGCAUUCGCAGUAGAUCAGUUGCAAGGGCCGGGAAGGGCUCACAGGCUGGAGGUGGCGUUGACCCCCUUUCUUGCUGCAGUUUUCACUCUCCCCCCCCUUCCCUUUCCUUUCCACCCAACACCAUUACCUUCCCCCUCCAAUACUCCCUUCUCCCCCGCCAUUCAUAAUUCUGCUCUCUGUAAUAUAUAGCCACCUUACCAAUGCCCUCCCCCUCCCAAACCUCCCGAAACACAAGUGCGGCAAUUCUGAGUGUCUCAGCGGAUUUGGGCUGUACAGGCCAAGCGCAGUACAGUCCUGGCAUCAAAAAAAAAAAAAAAAAAAAAAAAAAAACUCAGGGGAAGGUCGUCUGCCGAUCGGUCUCCGGGACUGGCCGGCUGCGAACCGUUGGGCGGUUGGUGUCGGCGGUGUGCACACUGCACAGAUGUAAUCCGGGCGGGCAUGGAUGCAGAAAGAAAAGAUGAGACAUCAACUGUCGCCUGGUCAGGGGGACGGGGGACGGGGGACGGGGGACGGGGGACAGUGAGGUAUGAUGCCUUGACUCAUGGUAGUUCUUCACUCCUCAUGUGGAAAGACAGAUCGUAUUAGAGUCUGGAAGAGGUAGAACUGGCCUUCAUGCACUGUUGUUCGAUGCUGCCGCCCUUCACACCUUUGUUGAAUGCUGCUGGUCGGCGUCGUCUUUGUUGCUUUGCUGUCUACAGCAAUAAGCACAGAACGAGGGUGUCUACAGGUUCGGUAUGGUCUUCUGUUCAUUGAUGGAACCGGUGGGUAUGAGGCGAAGGAUAUCUGAUGGGCAGCAUUCAUCACUGCAUUUCUGACACAAAAACUCGUGGCCACGCCGCGUCAAGCGAGCACUCUCUCGAGUUUGAUGUCUGCAAACUCGAGCGUGGAAUGUUUUAUCACUUUUUUGAAGUUUUUUCUUCUUCUGUUUUUUGUGCGAUCGUAGUCCGGAUUUCUUUUCUAAUUUUGAAACUUUGGAGUCUUAAGGGUAUAACAGAUGUAGAGUUUUGAAACUUUGGAGAAUAUGGGCAAAUGAUCAUAUACAGUUGGCAGAGCAGUUAUCUCUGGGACGUUGGGGUCUGAUUUUUUUUUUCUUCUGAUGUUAUUAAGGGGAAUUGUUGGCCGUAGAGUGUGUAUCGGUGAUGUCCAUGUACAGCUGUACGACGCAUUACGGAGCGUCUGCAGCAUUUCAUGCAUGCGGUCUUUGACAGCAUAUUGCAGUUAAGUUGGGGCUUUAACAGGUUGGUAUGGUCGAGGAUUCCUGUUCAUUCUGAGGAGGGUCAUUCUGGUUCCUUUUCGAGCUGCGAAUCGAGGGGGGGGAAAUAUACGAACUGAUGCACCGACGUGUCCUUCCGUUAAGGCUGAACGGAAGGACCCUUGAAAAGCAUUGUCCAGGAGGAUUGACUGUCAGGGAGUCCCUUUUUUUUUCUUUGUAGACUCUCCUCGUGUGUCUCCAGCAGCCUUUUUCUUCGUAGACUCUUCUUGUGUCUCCAGCAGCCUUUUUCUUUGUAGACUCCUCUUGUGUCCCCAGCGUAUUGGGACCGUCAGAUUGACUUGAAAGUUGAAACCAAGAACCUUAGAAAGGAAAAAGGUAAGAAAAUUGUGUGGUUUGUUUUUGUCAAUUUUUUUGUUAUUACGGACGGCGAAGUUGUGUUAACAACGCUUAGAUUCUUUGACUUAAUGCUUUUAGUGGUUAACUACUGCAAAGGCUUUUUCAGUGUCCGCAGUAUGAGGUAUAGACGCGAUGAUGCUUCUUUUUACGUUCGCGGUGCUGAGCGAGGGAUGUUGCCACACAACACUGUAAGUGGGUAGUACAAGGCUGCUUCAAUGUUCACAAGACAGAUCAUGCAGCUGGUGCGACGACGGUUGUGAACGGGGGUGUGGGUUGGAAACAGGAGAGCAGGCACCCUCGAAGACAGAUUGCGAGGACAGCACCAAGCGCAAAGGAGAUUAACAUCUCUUUCUGUGGCUGGCAGUUGAUUCAAAAUAUGAUAACGGCGAUGCCGAUGACGAGGAGGAGCUAGGCGGACAUAAUACAGAAGGUGCUCGGUACGUAUAGGUGGAUAUGUUGGUCCUUUACUUGUAGAGGGAACGGGAAGGUGGGUUAAAUUUUCCCCGCCAGAUAUUUGUAGCUCUCUCCUUGACCAUGAGAACGCCGGGACCACCACCCCGUUACGAGGUUUUGAGGACGAGAAAUUGAGAAUGAGGGUAUCACUUUUUUUUUGAGCAUGAGAAAGAGGGCAGGGCAGGAAGUCACAAACAUCUGUGAUAAGUUUCAACACAGCGUGCUUGCAAUCGAAUGGUAUGACGGACACAGGAAGACAGAUACAGACAAAAGAGACACAAGACCCUGAUUAUGCCAAAGUAGUUUAAGACAUGCUUUGCAUCAGCCUCUGUUUCUUGUCUCCUCACACUGUUUUCUGCUGAUUGGUGACUCUGGCCCUAAGGCCAUAACAUUCGAUUGCAACCUCACAUAAAUUAUCUUUACCUUUAUGGUUUGAUAGCCUGUCAGUGAAUUGUUUGUUUGUUUGUUUGUUUUUUUUUUUUUUUUUUUGGGAACAAUGCUCCAAUCUAUUCGUGGGGAGCCGCACGUGCUGGGAACCUGUCAGUGAAUUGUAAUGUUGCGUGUGGUUGCAAUCGAAUGCCCUAGUACGUGUUAUAUAAUGCAAUUAUUAAUUUAUUAUACAGAACUGAAAGCUGUGCAGAUGCAUGGAACCAUGUGGUACUCUUGAGUUGCUCUCUUCUCUCCACUCUGCCCCUUCAAAGUCGAUCCAAGAAGCCACAGUUUAUGGAAAACAACCCAGCAGACUCUUGGUUCACGCCCCGUCAAGAGCCAGGAUGUCACCAGAUGAUUGUCCGCCAUUGGUGAAGAAACACAACGACAAAGCCAUCUGCAACCCAGUCGACCCCCCCUAAUAGUGUUGCAGGCACUCUGAACAAACUGAUGCCGACUAU
This is a messenger RNA of Chara braunii, 4479 nucleotides long. Lineage: Eukaryota; Viridiplantae; Streptophyta; Charophyceae; Charales; Characeae. The record is from the annotation of a GenBank genome assembly.